Nematocida homosporus is the source of this 996-nucleotide messenger RNA. RefSeq lists its product as uncharacterized. The record is from RefSeq and is a predicted model, not a curated record. The coding region runs from base 1 to 996 and encodes 331 amino acids. Gene Ontology annotation, biological process: signal transduction. The transcript has a single exon. NCBI's taxonomy places the organism in Eukaryota, Fungi, Microsporidia.
AUGCAUUGUUGGAAGAAGACCGUCGAAAUGGCUUGUUUUAGCCUAAAACACUGCAUUAAAUACACCAACUCGGACAAUCUCAUGAAGGACGAGGAAAAGAACAGCUUGAAUGUACUCUCAACAGACGCAAGGCAAGAAUAUCGCAGUUGGUUCUUGUUGCCAGAGAACAAGAGUCUUUUAAACUUAGUUUUAACUGAUAAAGAAGUGGCUCGGAUUAACCGGCUUGUCGUUGACAGAGACAAUCUCGUGUCUACUCGAGCCGUGGCAGAACUUGCACCGCUCAUAUCACGGCUGUAUUCUCGUUUAAAGAGCUACUUGGGCCAUGGAGAAAGUGGCCGGUGCCAGUAUGAAGAAGUAGAAACAAGCUUUUGUUUAGCUAGGCCGGCUCUACGAGUUUCAAAGAGCUGGGAAGCGCUAAUGCAAUUUCUGGAUGCCGCGGAUUUGAAGCCGGUUCCUGAACUAUUUCGGGAGAGUGCAUCAGCUAAACAGAUUAAUGAACUGUCGGCUAAAGUCCGAGAUUUAGGGAAAGCGGCCAGUGGUAAAACACCAGCUGGCAAUUCCGAUAGACCUAUGAAUAUUGGGGCUAUAACUAAUGCUCUAGGUGGGUAUAGUGUGCUGACAGUUGCGGCUGUUUACAAGGUAAUGGUCAAGGAGGAGUGUCCGAUCUUUCCUUCCAAGUACAUCGAUUUAUACAUGCGGAUAAAUACACUAUCAGAUACCAGCCAAAAGCAGCUCUUAUCACGGUUUGUGCUGUUAUUUGUUUUAUCUGACCAAAAACGAAUAAUGUUUGAGAUUUGUUGUGACUUUUUACACCGCCUAAUCACCAAAGAAGACAGUCCGCUGAAAUUCAAGAACUUAGCGGUUGUUUUUGCGCCUCUCUUCUUUAUUGAUGAAGAAACUAGCUGUUUAGCAGCUGAUUUCAAAGGCCCUUUAGAAAGUCUUCGCGACUACUUAGAGUUUCUCUUACAGAACUACCGUGAAAUCCUCUUAAUAUAA